CUCUAUAUUGUUUAUGUUUGAUAUGGCGUCCCAUUUGACCAAAAUAUUAAACCUAUUGUUAUUAUGAAAUCGUAUAUAAACAUUUGAUGGAAAAGGGUUUUAUAAAUGUCGAUCAUCAGAACGUGAAGCUUUGCUAGGCGCAUGUAAACUAUUCAAAAUGGAAAACCAUUUACACGAAGUUCCUGUCAUUAAUUCUUUACAACCUCUACAUAUCCAUCACCAGCAAAUAAAUCAAGUAAAUAUGCAACAUGUUCCAGUGGAUCUGCCACAGCCAGUUGAUACAGUAGAGUUAAAACCGAAACCAGUAAUAGUAGAUAAAAAGAAGAAAGAAGCGAUAGACGGGCAGGCCCGUGAAAUCAUAUUCAAAGUCAUAAAAUUUUUCGAGAGCGAAAAACAGAAUAGGGGCUACGCAUUUCCAGUGGAGAAUGUCGUGAAACGAGCGUGUGCGGCCACUGGUUUAUCAGAGAGUACGAUAAAACGUAUAAAGAGGGAGGGUUUGAGGGCGGAGGCGACACAGACGAAAAUGACCGGACCAAAGAAAAAGCGUAUAAGAAAAACAAAAGUGCAAUUAGAUUAUUACAAAUUGUGCGCACUGCGCGGUAUCGUUAAUAGUUACACAUCACGUAAAGAAGUGCCGACGCUGGGCAAAAUAUUAGCAGCUGCUAAACACGAGUUGGACUAUAGGGGCGGUAAGGAGUCCCUGCGGUUAAUAUUAUUAAACAAAUUAGGCAUUAAGUUCAAGAAGUGUGAGAAAAAGAAGAAAGCGGAAGAGGCGCCGCCCCAGUAUCAAGCACCACAGCAUGUUAUGCCUCACAUACCCAUGGAGCAAAUGAAAGCAGAAAACCACUGUAUAUACACCAAUAUGAUGCCUCAAGUACCAGUGUCUUAUUAGCGCAUACUUUAUUCUAAAUCUAAUUACAAAGUAACAAAGGGUAGGUGAUCUAGGAAACUCGCCUAGCCUAAAGUAUUACACAUAUUAAUGCUAGAAAGAUAAAACCUAGGAUCACUGGAGUUAUGCCAGUCCUCGAAUAUUGAUAGCAAUAUAAAACCUCGCCUAUGUUAUUAUAUUAGAUUCAUGUUAGGGAUGGUUUAAUUGAACCAAUAUUUUGGAAUAAAAUGAUGUUUCAAAAUGAAAAUGAAUCAGAAUGAGGUAUUCCGUAUUAGAUCAGAUCAGAAAUUUUCGAAUAAUUGGUCAAUGUUAUGUAAAAAGACUAAAUCUGAAUGAGAACCUCUUGUAAACUUACUUGGUCGCCUACAAGCUGCUGGUCUAUGUUGAAUGCUCCAAGUAUCCCUGGGUGGACCAAGUAGCUACCAAUUUAGCACUACACAAAAGUGAUCGGGUAACAUGGUUCCGUGCUGGCAUUAUUAGUCUUGUUGUCGGAGGCCAAGACUCUUAUAUCAUUUUUUCUCUAGAACACAUUUUCCCUAGUACUGCAAGAGUUGUAACUACAAUGGGUUCUCAAGGUUUGUUGGCCUUUUUGAAUGUACAGAGUUUUUAAAAUCACUUGGGUUUGCAGUGUAUGAGGCUGGGGGCAAAUACUGCCCUUUCGGCUGAAAUUUAGUAGUGGGUAGUUUGUUCAAGGGAAAAUACUAUUUAUCGCAAUAGCAAUAAGGUUCCAAUUAGUGUAAAUAAGAUUAUAUAAUAAUGGCACCUGUUUUGUACUUUUCUAGCAGAGAUAGCAUAAGCAAUAAUUUUAACAGUAAGUUUUGAAUUAAAAAAUAUGUGCAUAUUACGUAUAAUUGAGAUAAAUUUUAAAAUUUCAUAAUUAUAUUGUAUAGAAUUUAAUAUAAUCAUUUUUCAGGCUAUUUAAAACUAUUUUGUUUCGUUUGUUAGCCAUUUUGAGUGGAUCUGUGAAAUAAUUAUGUAAAAAUUUUACCAUUAUUGAAGAUCUGAUUUGAUGUAAUUACUUUAGAGGCUCGGAAUAGUUUCAGUUAUUUGUUUUUCCAACUCUAUUAUGGCAUGUCAUAAAGAGUUUAUAAACAGAUUUUUUUAACAUGCUCUUUUAAAAAUAAUGUUUAUGCUGGUUACUGAAUGGUUUACUAUAAAAAAAUAACAAUAAUACCAUAAAACGCAAUACCUAUUAUGGGUAAAUGCAUGUCAUACGGUUAUAAUGCUAUUCUAAGCCGCCCAAUGUAAUUAUAUUUAUGCAGUAAUGUAUCGAAUUCAUUAAUUAUAACGGGAAAUAUUCGAAUUACAAUUUACUUUAUUUCAAAUUUUUUUUUUGUUAGGUAUUUCGCAUGUAUACAAAUUUCGAAUUUCGAACGAGAACGAUAAAGAGCAAUAAUAAAAAUGUAUCUGUCUUGCUCAUUCGUAUUUUGUAUCAAUCGAAAACCGCGAGACAGGCGUAUUUUAAAAUAGUGUUAUUGUACGAAAUUCUUGUUUUAUAAAAUGCUAUGAAUAUAUCGCUAUCUCGCUCAUACUUAUCAACAUUUUAUUUUGUAAGAGCGAGAUGAAACAUUAUUAAUUUACUGGUGUUUAUUUGUUUAGACAGUGAUAUUUUAAAUAUUGACUUAAUGUGUAUUAUAAGG
This is a messenger RNA of Zerene cesonia (dogface butterfly), 2529 nucleotides long. RefSeq lists its product as uncharacterized. The transcript has a single exon. NCBI's taxonomy places the organism in Eukaryota, Metazoa, Arthropoda, Insecta, Lepidoptera, Pieridae. The record is from RefSeq and is a predicted model, not a curated record. Bases 158 to 892 code for a protein of 244 amino acids.